AUCGACGACCAGACCCUUUAAGCGACCAUAAUGAGCUCUGCGCUCGUGUUCAUUGAACAGAAUGCGGCCGGGAUAGGCAAAUCCGACCGUCGAGCCCUUCGUUCUCAUGUUAUGAGGGGCAAGAAUGCCGGCAGGCCACGACCCUCGACGCGCCGACCGAGGAACUAUGUCCCCGUUAAGCGUCAGCUGAACAUACCGCGACGGGUGUUCUGGAACGACUUCUGUCUAACAUCGUUUCCCCAAGAGCUUGAUCCCGACUCCACUAGGCUCAUGCAUCGGUGGUUUCUUGACAUUAGUGACACGCUAUUUCCUCCCCAAUUCUGCUACAAGUUCGACAUCCUGAAAUCAAUAUGGGUAAACUGCAUCCUAGUAGAUGAAGCAUACUUCCACUCUACCUUGGCUGUGUCGGCAUCAUACGUCGACUUCUUCGAACGGAAACCUACCACGUCGUCGAAGACUUUGCAUCACAUAUGUCAGGCUUAUUCGCUGGUCAACCUAAAACUUUCAGGCCCUAAUGCCAUAUCGGACAGCGCCAUUGCUGCCGUCGUCACCCUCGCCAUUUAUCAACAGAUACACCAGCAACACUCGACCGGCCUGGUCCACCUCAAGGGGUUACAUCGAAUGAUUGAAUUGCGCGGGGGUAUCGCUAGAUUAAUGAAGGAGAACCGUCCCUUAGCCCUCAAGCCACUCCGGCUUGACAUUGAAUUGGCUAUGCAGAAUGGGUCACCCACGAUGUUUGAUAGCCAGGAAGUACCCGUAACAACUGUCUUGUGCGACACUAGCACCAUCGCGGACCAGCUUUCGGCCUGUCCCCCGGGGCUGCCCCGCAUCAUGCUCGAUCUCAUCGUUUUCGCUGGUAUCCUCAACGAUAGGGUCAAGCACGGGCGAUCCAAGCUCAACCCUCUAGACUACACAGAAACACUCAUAUCACUCCUUUACCGGCUCUUGGAAGGUGAACCUUUCAGAAAGCCCCUCCUUGCUUCGGAAGGCCUCUACGGCGACGUAGCACGUCUCGCGAUGCUGGCGUUCAUGACCGGCCUGCUCCCCAACUACUGCCGCGAUAACUUCAAUUCGUCACUUCUAUGCACUCGUUUAGUGAGUGCCGUUCUAGAGCUCCAUUCGACACACGUAGACGUGCGAGCCGGCGAUGUCUCACUGCUACUGUGGAUCCUUUUUAUGAGCGGUAUCUCGGUCCUGAAAAUCAAUGACCAUAGCUGGCUGCUUCGUGCAAUCGCGGAGACUUGCAAUCGUGCAGACCUGCGUGACUGGGCAACUGUUCACCAUCAUCUCGGCGGGUUUCCCUGGAUAUACAUACUGCAUGAUGCCCCCGCGCGGUGUUUGUGGGAGGAAGCUCAUCUUGUGAAGUUGGAGGAUCAUGUCACCGCAAUUUCACCAACCGAGGAAUUGGCUCAAUACGGACGUUACAAAUAAAUCAUUCAUCAUUCAGAACCU
This is a messenger RNA of Colletotrichum godetiae, 1452 nucleotides long. RefSeq lists its product as uncharacterized. Lineage: Eukaryota; Fungi; Ascomycota; Sordariomycetes; Glomerellales; Glomerellaceae. The transcript has 4 exons. Bases 31 to 1431 code for a protein of 466 amino acids. The record is from RefSeq and is a predicted model, not a curated record.